Messenger RNA from Colletotrichum orchidophilum, 2166 nucleotides. RefSeq lists its product as uncharacterized. Bases 1 to 2166 code for a protein of 721 amino acids. The record is from RefSeq and is a predicted model, not a curated record. Gene Ontology annotation, molecular function: protein binding. The transcript is spliced from 4 exons. NCBI's taxonomy places the organism in Eukaryota, Fungi, Ascomycota, Sordariomycetes, Glomerellales, Glomerellaceae.
AUGCGGCUCAUCAACGUUCAGACAGGCUGCUUGGAGGAAUUCUUCCACGAGCUCCCUCCUUACGCAGUUCUCUCCCACACUUGGGGCCCUGACAAAGACGAGAUCACUUUUCGCGACAUCGAGGAUGGCUACGAAAGAAAGUCAGGGAUGGGGCAGUCCAAGUUUGACGGGUGCUGUAGGCAGUCCAGCCAGGACGGGCUGAAGUACGCUUGGAUUGAUACUUGCUGCAUCGAUAAGGCUAACUCCACGGAGUUGAGUGAGGCGAUCAACUCAAUGUUCGAAUGGUACCGAAAUGCGACUGUGUGCUACGCGUUCCUUGCCCACGUAUCCUAUCAGGACGACAUCUCCAGCUCAGCAUCCGAGUUCCGCAAUAGUCGUUGGUUCGAGCGAGGCUGGACGCUUCAAGAGCUUCUGGCACCUAGAGACCUCCGAUUCUACAGCAAUGAUUGGAAAUACCUGGGAACUAAGCAGCAGCUUUCAUCCGUAAUCGAAAAGAUUACUGGGAUCCCUCGACCCUUUCUGUUCGGUAUAGCUGAGCUAUCUCAAGCGAGUGUCGCUCAGCGGAUGUCAUGGGCUGCAAACAGAGUCACGAAGAGAAGAGAGGACAUCGCUUACUGCCUUCUUGGAAUUUUUGGGGUCUCAAUGCCGAUGAUAUACGGGGAAGGUGAUCAGGCUUUCGGAAGACUUCAAGAGGAAAUCAUGAGGCGCAACACUAACGACUCAAUCCUGGCAUGGAAUCUCAGCAAUACAGAACUUGACUGGGGUUCUCAAGGCCCUACCAAAGCUGUCUCCGGAGGUAUUCUGGCCACCAGUCCAUCGGCUUUCGCCAACAGCGGGGACAUUGUCUGUCGAGAACACCGCAGCUCUUCCAUCGACCCGUUGUAUGUUUUCGGUGGUCAUCUGCGGAUGCAUCUUCGCAUAUAUAAUACCGAGACCAAGGAAGCCUUUGGUCUGCUCGACUGCCAUCCCAAGGACGAUUCUCGUACAGCUGUCGGCAUUCCCCUUCGCCAAGUGAUGCUCGAUGAUGCCUCUGACGAAGUCAUCGGACAAACCGGAGUCGAGAUGAUCGAGGUAGCACCUCGGGACAGGUGGGAGAGGGACAAUGCUACCAUCACGACAACGGUGGAUUUCGAGCUCGAUGUCACACAGAGAACUUGGUUGCGUUUCCGAAGCAAGAAGAAGGUGUGCCAUGACUUCAUAGUUCUACUGGAACUCGAGGUUCUCCAGUCUCGGGUUCAAGCUCGCUGCCAUGUCAUGACGGCGGCCAGAGGCACCGGCCUGGAUGCCAUCAACUCCAAAAUAUUCGACACUAAUCAGCAUACUUUUGGAAAACGAAGUGCGAGCAAUGGAAUGUCUCAUUUGGAAUUUGCUAUGGAUCAGGAACGUGUCGGCGCGACCCCCAUGUUUGUUGUCCGGCUGAAGUCAUUGUUCGCCCCGCCACCUAUCACCGUCGACGCAAUCCUUGAGCUUGGACAGUUGGAACGACAACAAUAUCUCAGAGACUUACUUGAAGAAGAUCGCCUGAUUGGUCCUCAAAGAGCAACACUGAAGGCGCAAAUUCAAUCGAAAUCUGCUAGCGCAGGGGCAACCGGGCAAAAGCUCGCAAUUAUCCAGGAGCAACUCGAUAAAUUAGAACGGGAAAAGAUGAUACUGAGGGGAUUUCUGUUGGACACAAGUCGGGAGGUUGAGCAACUCAAAACGAAAGAUAGAGGGCUCAAACAACAGCGAGACGCCCUGUCCCAUGCUUUGACUAUCUCGCAAAAAUACAGGGGUUCAGAUGUUGAGACUGAGGACCAAGAGGGCAAUAGUCUACUGGCGUUAGCAUCAGCAAGAGGAUAUGAAGAGCUUGUGCAGAUGUUGUUAGAGAGAGAGGCUGACCUCGAGUCAUCCAAUGACUAUGGUGCCGGCAUCGAAGCCAAGGACAACAAGGGCGAGACAUCGCUGAGCAUCGCCGUCCAGAAAGGAUGCCAAAAGGCUGCCAAGCUACUGAUAUUGAGAGAAGCCAGUAUCGAAACGACGGAUAGCAAUGGUACUUCUCCCAAGGAACACGCAUUGAAAACCAGCCGAGUGGGAAUGGCUCAGCUGUUCCGCCGUAGUCGUGAUGAGUCGUCGAUGGAGAGCCUCAACUCUGGUCGAAGGCUAUUCUGGAGGAGGCGGGAGCAAUGA